This is a messenger RNA of Rubroshorea leprosula, 365 nucleotides long. Lineage: Eukaryota; Viridiplantae; Streptophyta; Magnoliopsida; Malvales; Dipterocarpaceae. The record is from the annotation of a GenBank genome assembly.
CUGAACGAUGAAUUCCUCGGUCCUUAACUACACUAAAAAUUGAGACUAAAAAGUAGAUUGAUUACUCUGUUAUGUUUAAUUUGUUUCCAUCAAAAGAUCCAAAACCUUGUAGAUAAUAGUGGAGACUGGAGAGAACUGUCAUGCAAUGGUGUUUGGGCAGCUUCGCAGUCCAACACUGUUGAAGUCCUCAGCUGCUUCCACACCUGAAAAUCCCGAGGUUGUUUCCUCGGGGAAAACACUCCAACGCUCAAGUCAACAAUACUCGGAGUUCUAGAGAAAGAUUCUCUCAAAGAGUAAUUGCAGAGAGAGAAGCGUAGAGAUUAAUUACCCUCAUUGUUGGUAGUUGGGGGGUAUUUAUAGUCCCA